Papaver somniferum (opium poppy) is the source of this 684-nucleotide messenger RNA. RefSeq names its product dehydration-responsive element-binding protein 1D-like. Lineage: Eukaryota; Viridiplantae; Streptophyta; Magnoliopsida; Ranunculales; Papaveraceae. The transcript has 2 exons. Gene Ontology annotation, molecular function: DNA-binding transcription factor activity; DNA binding. Gene Ontology annotation, biological process: regulation of DNA-templated transcription. Bases 1 to 684 code for a protein of 227 amino acids. The record is from RefSeq and is a predicted model, not a curated record.
AUGAAUUCUGAACAGUCGUCUGAGUAUUCGAAUUCACCUUCAUCAUCGUCAAGCGCAGACUCCAUUUCAGACAUAGAAGAAUUGAUCCAGAGUCCCAUAUCUGCACCAGAGUUGUUGUCACAUAAGAAAAGGGCAGGGAGAAAGAUAUUUAAAGAAACUAGACAUCCAAUUUAUAGAGGAGUAAGAUUGAGGAAAAACGAUAAAUGGGUAUGUGAACUUAGAGAACCCAAUAGCAAAUCAAGAAUAUGGCUUGGAGCUCAUUCAACUCCUGAAAUGGCAGCUAGAGCUUAUGAUGUUGCUGCAUUAGCUCUUAGAGGGAAUUUGGCUCCAUUAAAUUUCGAAGAUUCUCUAUGGGUGUUAACUCGGGCUAAGUCAUCGUCCCCUAGAGAUAUUCAAAUUGCUGCUGCCGAAGCCGCUCGUGCUUUUCCACUCCCCACUUAUUCAAAAUCAUCAUCGAUUAGAAAGAAAUCAUCACAAUCUGUCACCUCUAAGGCAUCCAGACCGGUUGAAGUUGCAGAGAUAUUUACCGAUAUAUCUUUUAGGCCGGAUGCAUUUUUCGAUGAAGAAGCAUUGUAUUAUAUGCCAGAAAUAAUUGCCAGCAUGGCUGAAGGGAUGCCACUUGAUCCACCACCACUAGAUUUUCACUAUCUCGACACCGUGGACAGCAAUUUGUGGAGUGCCUAG